AUGAUUUGUGGCAAAUGAUGGAAUAGACCACCAUGGUCAAGAUCUCUGAACACAAUGCUGGGAUGAUGUGCAGCUCGAUUAACGCACACAGACAGAAGCUGUCAGAUGAAUAAGCAGCACUUCUACAGGCAUGAAUUCAAAUGAAACACAUACAGACACAUGGGGCGUGAUUGUCCUCUCCCUCACGCUUUCGUUUCUUGCUAUACUGACAAUGGCCAUGAACUGCUUGGUCAUUACAGCCAUCAUCGUCACACCAAAGCUGCACCAUCCUGCAAACUAUCUCAUUUGCUCAUUGGCCAUGACUGACCUUUUGGUGGCCAUAUUAGUCAUGCCCUUCAGCAUUGCCUACAUUGUGAUGGAGACAUGGGUCAUGGGUGAAGUCAUGUGCAACAUCUGGUUAAUCGUGGACAUAACCUGCUGCACGUGCUCCAUUCUGCACCUCGCGGCCAUCGCUGUGGACCGAUACCGUGCCAUUACAGAUGCCGUGGAGUAUUUGAGAAAGAGGACAUCUCUACGGGCCGCCAUCAUGAUAAGUGUGGUGUGGCUCCUCUCGAUAAUAGUCUCUCUGCCGCCAAUGCUAUUGAGAGGCCACCAAGAAAAUGAGUGCAUCAUUAAACAUGACAACAUUGGCUCUUUACUUUACUCCACGUUCGGAGCUUUUUACAUCCCGCUAAUACUCAUUCUCAUUCUUUACUACAAGAUCUACCGAGCAGCAAAGACUCUUUACAAAAGGAGAGCCAGCCGCUUCAACAAGCCAGAGAUAAAUGGACACAUGCUUCCCAAGUGCAGCGACCAGGAGCCCACAUCCCCGGACACCCUAAGCCCUCCGGAGAAAUCAGUGUCAGAACCCUCCACCGAAGGCGACAGAGUGUGCAUCGCUGGGAAAAGCCCAAAGACUUGGUCUUUCAGAGAACAGUCCAUCAGGAGAAAUCGCAUCUCCAGCACGCAUGAAAGGAAGGCCGCCACCACUCUGGGACUCAUUAUAGGGGCUUUUGUCAUCUGCUGGCUGCCGUUCUUCAUCCAUGAGGUGAUUGUUAACAUGUGUACGUCCUGCACUCCAUCUCCUCAGGUCACCAACUUUCUGACUUGGCUGGGAUAUCUGAACUCUCUCAUCAACCCGCUGAUUUACACCAUCUUUAACGAGGAUUUCAAAAGGGCUUUCCAGAAGUUAAUCAAGUGCAAGAAUUAUCUCCAACACCAAUGAACGGAUUGCAAAAAAAAAAAAAAAAAAGGAAAGAAAACCUUCAAAGAACUUAAAGGGGACAUAUGAUGCACUUUUAGAAGUUGUUUGAACUGAAAUGUGUGUUGGCAGUUUGUGUACAAAUCCACCCUAUAAUGAUAAAGACACAGUGUUUUUUUUGUUUUUUUUUAAUCUGCUUAAAUCUUUACCCCUUUCUCAAAUCGAGUCUAUCUCAGAUGCCUGUCUUUGUGACGUCACCCAGGCCCCUCCCACAAUAGUUUGAUUGACAGAAGUGUUCCAGCACCGACUGGACUGGUGUUUUACCUUAGACUGCCCUGAGUGACUGUCAUCAGUCCACCACUGUUUCACUGCCGGAGCAGAUGUAGACAAGAAUGCCUCCUAAGUGUUCUGUUGUUGAAUGUAAUAAUGAACACAGCAGUCGUCAUUUACUCCUGAAACCUGAGCCGCCGAAGACGCAGUGGAUUCAUGUUACAUUUGUUUGUGAAGGGAAUGCAGCCCCAAUCUACAUAAAUGCAUCUAUGUUUGCACAAAUCAUUCGUGAUCCAGCUUCACCAACAGAAGAAGUGAGUGUAAGGUUUUUUUAAUGAAUCUUUGCAAAUCGCCUUUCCUUAAUACUGUACUGAUUAGCAAGUUUCACGAUGAAUGCGGCUAAAGUAAACAGCCCCUCAGAGAGCAGCUGGAAGAGAGGGGCGGGGUCAGCAGAGCUCAUUAACAUUUAAAGGAAAAUGCUACAAAACGGCGUGCUCGGAAAAGAGCUGUUUUGUGGGCAUUCUAUUACUCCUUUAAUUAAAUCAAGCCAUUAUUCUGCACAGUUAAAUAUUGGUCUUUUAAAUUAAAUGUUUUGUUUAAAUUUAUCCCAUUCAAAAUUAAAUGUAAAUAAAACUGAACAACGUAAAACCAAAUAAUUUUUCGAGAGUAAUAUGAAAUACCUGCAACAAACUGUGUAAUUUCAGUAGAUCUGUGAGGCAGAAAAAGAACUGCCACUUUUAUACAUUUUCACAAAUGUCUUAUAUUUAGAGAGAAAUCCAUAUAUGCAACUAGAUUACUUAGAGCUGAACAAUAUUUUAGUGGGUUUUAAUAUUAUAGAUUUCAAACAAACCUUUUGUAUGUGAAAAUCAUACUAUUUUUCAUAAGAGGAAGAAAUUCAGUGUAACACUUUACAAAAAUGUCCCAUUUAGCUGACAUUAGUUAGUGUAUCAACAUAAGCUAACAAUGAGCAAGACAUUUGGAAAAGUAUUUAUUAAUCUUGGUUAACAUUAUUUAAUUAAAAUACAGCUGUUCAUUGUUAGUUCAUAUUGGCUCAAGUUCAUGAAAUAAUAUUAACAGAUACGACUUUUGUUUUUAAUGUAUUAGUCAAUGCUGAAAAUAGCAUUGUUGUCAAAAAAUACAGAUAGCUAAUGUACCUACUGUUAACAGAUUAUUGUAAAGUGUUACUAAAUUCAGUGUACAGCCCAUUACAUAAAUAUUUAGCCAUAUGAAGGGCAAAAUAUACUUGUAGAUUAUAUGUAGAUUGGAACAUUGCACUUGCAUUUAAUUAAAAUUGCACUACCAGUUAAAUGCUUGGACACACUUGACUGAUCUCAUGUUUCUGAUGGUCUUCAUCAGAAGAAAACUUCCCAUAAUGUUAUUGUUUUAAUGGCUAUAAAUGUAAGGGAAUGUCCAGAUGUUUCACUGGUACAUUACACAAACAAUGGAAAGGUUUAUUCUUAGACACUUCUUGCAUUUGGGCUUCUGCUGUAAAUUUGUUAGGCAAAUAUGUUGUGCAUUUGUUUAUUUCUUUGGUAAGAAUGUUACUCGGAUGUUUUAUCUGAUAAGAUUUAUGUGUGUUCCUCCAAAUUAUAUUGAGACCAAAGACACAAACAGAGAAUUAAUUCAUAUAUAAUCUUUUAGAAACUGAUGAUUUGAGAAGGGCCUGUGAUGUACAAAACAUUUGAUCUCAUAAUGUAGCUAUCUGUUGUUCAUGUUAAUAAAUGUUUUGCAUAAUGUACAAUAUGUUGAUUAUACUGAUUGUAUUAUAUAAAGUGGCACACCAGAUCCUGAAGUAUGGCCACAUAUUUCUAAACUUUAAACAAAGGUAAGCAAGUUGUACAAGAUGUUCGACAA
This is a messenger RNA of Carassius carassius (crucian carp), 3304 nucleotides long. Its product is annotated as 5-hydroxytryptamine receptor 1F-like. Bases 131 to 1204 code for a protein of 357 amino acids. Gene Ontology annotation, molecular function: G protein-coupled serotonin receptor activity. Gene Ontology annotation, cellular component: plasma membrane. Lineage: Eukaryota; Metazoa; Chordata; Actinopteri; Cypriniformes; Cyprinidae. The transcript has 2 exons. The record is from RefSeq and is a predicted model, not a curated record. Gene Ontology annotation, biological process: adenylate cyclase-activating adrenergic receptor signaling pathway.